Entrophospora sp. SA101 is the source of this 303-nucleotide messenger RNA. Lineage: Eukaryota; Fungi; Glomeromycota; Glomeromycetes; Entrophosporales; Entrophosporaceae. The record is from the annotation of a GenBank genome assembly.
AUGCAAACAAAUACUAACAAACAUAUAUUAUCAUAUAUUUUAUAUGAUACAAAUGUUGGAUUAAGUGUCAUGGAAGAUAAAACUAUUAAAGUACAGAUAAGUAAUUCUGAGUAUAGAGAUUUCAUAACUCAAAAAUUAGAAUCAGACAAAAAUAAUGGGUUGAAUGAUUAUACACCUUGUCCAACAAUGAAUGUUUAUGAUUUGGAGGGAAAUGUGGCAGAGUCAGAAAAAGAUUUUUGCGAUACUAGUACUAAUGUUGAAAAUACAUCAGAAAGAAAAAGAAAACAAGAAAGCAGUUGCUGA